ACGCCUGUAUUGUAUUCACCGCUUGCAACUCUCCUCAUUAAGCUUACUUGCCUUUCAACUUCUGAGAAGUUCACAAAUCAAUUUUUAGUCUAUCUUUAAUUUUCACAGGUAAAAAGGAAGAAAAAAAAAAUCAUAUGGGGUUGAAAACCGUUGAAGGGUUCCCACUUUUGGCUGAUUUCCUCCGGCAGUGCGGUGGCUAUGCCGUCAUCGACGGUGGUCUUGCGACGGAGCUGGAACGUCAUGGUGCUGACUUAAAUGAUCCUCUUUGGAGUGCCAAAUGCCUUAUUAGCUCUCCUCAUCUUAUAAGAAGGGUGCACCUAGAUUACCUGGAAGCUGGUGCAAAUAUUAUAAUUUCUGCAUCUUAUCAGGCUACACUUCAGGGAUUUGAAGCAAAGGGCAUAUUAAAGGAAGAAGGUGAAGCAUUACUUAAGAGAAGCGUGGAGAUAGCAUGUGAAGCACGAAACAUAUAUAACGACAGAGCUGCGAAAGGUUCUUGGGAUGAUUUUAAUAAUGGAAGUAAUUUGAAGCACAAACCAAUCUUGGUUGCAGCAUCUGUGGGAAGCUAUGGCGCUUAUUUGGCUGAUGGUUCUGAAUAUAGUGGAAUUUAUGGUGAUGCAAUCAUGGUGAAAACUCUUAAAGAUUUUCAUCGAAGGAGAGUUCAGGUUCUUGCCAAUUCAGGUGCUGAUUUGAUUGCAUUCGAAACAACUCCCAACAAAAUGGAAGCUCAGGCUUAUGCUGAGCUUCUUGAGGAAGAGGCCAUAAAUAUUCCAGCCUGGUUUUCCUUCAGUUCUAAAGAUGGAACCAAUGUGGUUAGUGGGGAUUCCGUGGUAGAAUGUGCUUCGAUCACUGAUUCGUGUAAGCAAGUUGUUGGAAUUGGAAUCAAUUGUACCCCUCCUAGAUAUAUUCAAGGGCUGAUCCAAUCGAUCCGAAAGGUAACAAGUAAACCAGUACUUGUAUAUCCUAACAGUGGUGAAACUUAUGACAGUGAAAGGAAGGAAUGGGUGGCUACAACUGGUGUUGCAGAGGAAGAUUUCGUGUCAUACGUAGACAAGUGGUGUGAUGCUGGAGCUUCUCUCGUCGGAGGUUGUUGCAGGACCACCCCAAAUACCAUUAGGGCUAUUUCCAAGCUUCUUUCCAGCAGGUCUCACAAGGGCUAAUACAUUUGACUGAUGGAUCACUGAAAAGCAAAGGCUAAUAAUGUGUUGCUCCGAGUUUUGUGUAUUCGAAUAAAAACAGAACAAUAAUACAUUAUAUAGUGUCUACCUUGAACCGAGGGUCUUUCGGAAACAACCUCUCUAUCUUCCGGGGUAGGGGGAAGGUCUGCGUAUACACUACCCUCCCCAGACCCCACACGUGGGAGUAUACCGGGUGGUUGUUGUUGUUGUAUAGUGUCUACCUUUGUUUUAGUGGUAAAUAAAUCAGCCUAGCUCUGUGGCCGAUAAAGCCAAUCAGUCUAAUGCAUUAAUUAAAAAUAGUUAGGAAUCAAUUGUAUGAAUAUUGUCUUUUAUAUAUCCAUGCUGCAGAUUGUAACUCUAA
Nicotiana tabacum (common tobacco) is the source of this 1536-nucleotide messenger RNA. RefSeq names its product homocysteine S-methyltransferase 2. The record is from RefSeq and is a predicted model, not a curated record. Gene Ontology annotation, molecular function: S-adenosylmethionine-homocysteine S-methyltransferase activity; zinc ion binding. Gene Ontology annotation, biological process: S-methylmethionine cycle. NCBI's taxonomy places the organism in Eukaryota, Viridiplantae, Streptophyta, Magnoliopsida, Solanales, Solanaceae.